AUGAAGGGACGAGCAGCUGCUCUUACUGCUGCGUUCUUGGUGGUCUCCUUUGUCGUUUACCUUCAACUCUUCCAGGAUCAGGAGCAUAAUGAGCGAAUGCGAGCAUGGAUGCGCACAAAUGGAACCAGCGGCAUUUGGAGCGAGAUACUUCCACAGGGAGUCGGACGGCCGGCGGACCACGAAGAGCAGAGGCAGAUAUGGCCGACGAACAUCACCACCGAACUCUCCGACGCAGAGCAGCAUACGAACACCACCAUAGCACCACCGAUUCUGACCGACAACCUCAACGAUGUUCGAAACGAAACGCUCGGUACUCAGCAAGUCUUCAUGGUGUCACUGGCAAGCCGGCGCGAUAAGCAUGACGCUUUUGCGGUACAAGCGAUGGCCUCGAACAUAACUUAUACCUACGUUGAAGGCGUGAUCGGAGAUACAGUACCAGAAAAGGCUCUGCCGUACACAAUGCACCUCAAUGCGGCGGAGAUUGGUUGCUGGCGCGCACACAUGAACAUUUUCGAGGAGAUCAUCGAGAAGAAGAUUGCGACCGCCCUAAUAUUCGAAGACGACGCCGACUGGGAUGUCGCUUUCAAGCAACAGCUGGUUCAGUACGCGAGAGGUACACGCUUCGUAACCGACUCCGAAGCCAACGGCUCCUUUGUCCCGCACAGCCCAUAUGGAGAAAACUGGGAUGUUCUGUGGAUUGGUCACUGCAAUACCAAGGAUUUUGCGGACGAUCGGAAACGAUUUGUGAUCCCACACGAUCCGACUGUCUUACCCGUCCAGUACAGGAACGAGUUCGACAAGGCUGAGAUGCGCUACUGGGAUCGAGAGGGCAGCGACUACAAGACCAGAAUCGUCUAUCGCGCCAAAACUGCCAGCUGCACAGCCGCCUACGCCAUCAGCCUGAAAGGCGCACAGAAAGCCAUCUAUCACUUGAGCAUGUCACCCAACAAUCAGCCUAUCGACAACGGCAUGGGCGAAAUGUGUGGUCAACCGGAGACAAACUUCCGAUGCAUGGCUUCCAAUCCGACACUGGUCGGCAUCUCCAAGCCGGCAGGGAGCACAGACCGCGGUAGCGACGUUGGACAUGCACCGGAGACUGCCUAUGAGGAAGGCGCUGCUCAUUCGGAGAGGGUGAUGUACUCAACCAGAAUGAAUCUGCCGAACCUCCUAAUCAACAAUCCUAUCAUGUAUAGCGAGCAUCCGGAGCACUCUGACAACAUGCAUAUUGACGACAUUGGAAGAGCUGUCGGAUAUCCCUACUAUCUUAAAGACGAAGAGAUCGAUGAGCUUGCCCGCAUUGACGCCGAAUGGAAGGAGAAAGAAGAGCAGAAAAAGCAGGACGAAGAACGAGCCAAGCUGGAGGAGGAAAUCGCGAAACUGAAGGAGGAGGAAGAGAAACUCAGCCUGGAUGCACAGAAAUUUGCUGGAACCCAGGAACAAGAGCCAGAGGUGUAUGAAGAGCAGGAUAUUGGCAGCUCUUACGAAGUUUCUGAUGACACGUUAGCGGACAACGCACCCAUGCCAACCCAAAUUAGCGACGCCUACAGUGAUCCGAAUCACUCGCCUCCCUACGAAUCGCACGAAUCGACCUCCGGACCAGAUUUCGGACAAGUCAUAUCGAACGACCCUCCUGAAGAAGUUGAUCCACGCAAUGAGAUGGCUGGCUGA
Molecule: messenger RNA, 1668 nt
Organism: Cyphellophora attinorum
Lineage: Eukaryota; Fungi; Ascomycota; Eurotiomycetes; Chaetothyriales; Cyphellophoraceae
Product: Procollagen galactosyltransferase 1
Exons: 1
Coding region: 1-1668 (555 amino acids)
Source: RefSeq, a predicted model, not a curated record